UUGUGAAGUGAAGUGAAUGAAUGAAGUUAUUGCUGUUUUCUUUGUAUUUAGUAAAUAUCUCGUAUAAUUUCCCGUUCGAAUUUAUUUCAAUUUCUAACAAAGUAAUAUGGUGAUCAUUCUGUGCCAAAGAUGACCUAGAAAAGUUGAUCGUUGCUAUAAAAUCCGAAUAAUGUUGAUAAAAUAAUGGGGCUUAAAGCUUUGGUUUUGUGUUUGUUUUAUUUUUAUUUUUCAAUAAGUCAGUGCAUCGACCAAGCAUCUUUUUACGGCAAUAGUUUCAUUGCACUUCCAUUGAAAGAGGCGAAAAGUUCGACUGACAUAAAUUUCAAGUUCAAGACCCGUCUGUCCAGCGCUUUAAUAUUUCUAGUAGCCGGAACUACCGACUACUGCAUCGUUCAAUUAGAAAAAGGCAGACUAAAAAUCAACAUUAACUUAGGUUCGGGCGAAGCCGAAGUAAUCUCGCCCAUUGGCUCGAAAUUGAAUGAUCUCAAAUGGCACGAAGUCGCUAUCGAAAGGAAAGACGCCAAUUUUACUUUAACCAUUGAUAAGUCUCAUAAAGUACAAAAACAUUUACCAGGUAAAUUCUUUGAGCUUAACAUUCACUAUGGUCUAUUUAUCGGUGAUAAUAAAAACAGGAAUAAUACUGAUAUAUUUUUUGGACAUAUGGAUAAAUUUAGAGGCUGUAUAUCAGAUUUUAAAUACAACGGUAUUAUGGUACUAGAACAAGCAAGGCAUAGACAAUCACAGUCUAGCGUAGAAGGGAUAACAUGGAGCUGUGCGACAGAAUUCGAUGCGACUGUCGAUCAAUCGAUCAGCUUCAUCGAAGACGACGCUUACAUGGCGAUUUCGGGCAAGUCAAACAAUCACAACAAAGAGCUGAAUAUCAAUUUCGAAAUGAGAACAAUCAACCAAAACGGGCUGCUCUUUUACAACGCCGGCCAAAAAUUCAAACAAGACUUCUUGCUCAUAGAGCUCCACAAUUAUUCCAUAGACGUUGUGAUCAAGAUGAACGAAAAGACAACGAAGCUGUUCAGCAAAAACUCGAAGGUAGCCAACGGAGAGUGGCACAAGAUUUCUUUCAGGAUGACCCCGACCAUCAUGGAGCUGAGCGUCAAUGAGAAAAUAAUCAGCGAGAAGAACCCUCACGCCGGCUAUUUCCAAAUGACUGAUACCUCGUACAUCGGAGGCCUGGAAGUGAGCAAAAGGUUCCGCGCGUCCCAGAAGGGUUGCAACAACUCCUGCGAUGCCAGUUUUAAAGGAUGCAUUCGAUACAUGUCGAUUUUCGAUGUCAAAAAAGGCAUACCCGAUGCCUACGUGACUGAUGGUAUAAUGCCGGCGUGCUUGUGGCAUUAUCCUUGCUUGCAGGACCCUUGCAGUAAAGGGGUUUGCGUCCAGCAAGGUUUGGAUUCGUUCAAUUGCCAGUGCAAGGAGGAAUUCUGCGUGAGCCUGAACUACAGCGAAGGGUAUAAGGUAUUUUCGAGAAAGAGCAGCCUCGCAACCGACUUGGAGCUGCUGUCAGUCGAACCGCUGCAGGUUUUGGAAGGCCAAAGCGAACUUUUGACAACGAACAACCUGCAUAUGAUACUCGAUUACCACAAAUACGGCAUCUCCGACACCGGCAUAACGUUCUCUGUGAUCGAAGGACCCGAACACGGUAGCAUAACUUUGGACAUUUGGCCUCACGAUAAAAAUUCUUUCAGCUUUCACGAUCUAGCUAGGGAUAAAGUGCAUUACAUACACGACGGCUCGGAGGAAGAUCACGAUCACAUCGUAAUGGAAGUGAUGUUCUCAACGGCCGAUUCUUUUACCUUGCCGGAGUACCUUCAAGGUAGAUUCAAAUUUAGUUUGACUGUAAUGGUCACUCCGACGAACGAUCCUCCGAUUUUGGAUAUUUCUGAUGUAACUGUUUUGAGAACAGUCCAGGGAACGAAAAAGUUCUUGUCUUCCGAGAUAUUCAAAGUCGUAGACACGGACAAUGCUCCGGGUCAAUUGAUUUACACGAUUCUGAAGUGCGACGGCGGGUAUUUCGAAAACGCGAACAAACCCGGCGCGAAAAUAUCCACUUUCACCCAGGACGAAGUCAACGGCGGUUUGAUAUUGUUCUUCGACAAAACGGUGGAUAAGAAUACGUCGUACAUCAGCAUGCAGGUCUCCGACGGCAUCGAAACCAGCCCCGUUUACAGGCUGAGGGUGGCCGUUUCGCCGCAGUAUUGGCGAAUGGAAAGGAACACCGGGCUAGUCGUUAUGCACCAAAGCUCGUCGAUUAUUACGCCUUACAAUCUGAGUUUUACGUCCAACGUCGCUAUUCCGGAUUACUCGACGCAUUUUUCUAUAGUCAAAGAACCGACUUACGGAGUCAUUGAAGUGGAGAAAACGGGAAACUCGUGGGAACGGUCCGAAUCGUUUACGGGUAGCGAUUUGAAGCAACACAGGGUCAGAUACAGGCAUUAUUCCGCUAAGCCCGAUUUCGAUGAAUUUCAAUUUCUAACAAUGGAUAAGACUCAAAUAUACACUUUCAGAAUAAUAUUCGCUAGAUGUACAUUACAGAAGGACGUUAACAAGCACAUGCAGUUAAAAGAUUGGGAACAAACGAUAUCUGUUGAAGAUCUUUCGUUCGUGACUAAACCUUCGAAGCCCCCAAUGUCCAUUCAUUACGUUAUAGCCGAACCGCCGCAAUACGGCUAUUUGUUCUCGGCCGAAUCGAAAUACAAGUUGAAAUCGUGCGAUAAAUUCACGCAGGAAGACAUCAUUUCCGGCAACAUUAAGUACAGAUUACAUCAAAAGCCUUAUUCGUACGUGCAAGACAUUUUCGCGUUCGUCGUGCUGUCGCCCGGCUGUAACAACGUGACAUCGAACUUGACAAUAAUUUACGAACCCCCCGAAGAAGACUCGUCGAAAAUCGCGGUGCAUUUGAACCGCCUGCAGGUCGAAGAAGGCUCGUCCAUACUGAUAGACCAGCAACGUUUGUCCUUCGAAUCGAAAUCGAUCUCAUUGAAAUCCGUAUCCUACAACGUCACCGUCGAUCCCAAGCACGGAUAUAUACAGAAAGCCGACGGCGAAAUCAAAAGAAACCACACGAGAUACUUCACCUCCGACGACAUAAAAAAUAAUUUGAUCUAUUACAUCCACGAUAACUCCGAAACGAAGGACGAUUCUUUCACGUUCGUAGCUUUAGACGACAAUUUCCUGUUCGUCGGGCGAGUUGCCAUCGAAAUCAUAUUGAAAAACGACAACAGCCCCGUUAGAACCGUGGAUAAAGUGUUCCACGUGGUCGUGGGCGGCGAGAAAUCGCUCACGGGCAAGGAUUUGAAGUAUGUCGACGCCGAUUUGGACACCACCCCGUCCUCCAUAGUCUACACCAGCCGGGAUUCCACCAACGGCUACUUCUACAACGCGAACAAUUCCACGUCGAAGAUCACCGAGUUCACGCAGGACGAUCUGGACCACAACCGGAUCGUUUUCAAGCACAAGGGCGCCGAAUUCGGCAAGGUCAGGCUCUGGAUAACGGACGGCCAGUUCCACGUGAACGGCGUCCUCGAGGUCCAGGCGUCGGCGCCGUUUAUCCACGUCAAUAUGCGCAGGAAGAUCAUCGUGGAACAGGGAAGGAUCGUGACUAUAACUAGCGAACAUCUGUCGUACUCGACCAACCUGUACGCUCACGAUAAAGACGUCGUCUACGAGAUCAUCAACAAGCCCAUUUUCGGCAAGCUGGUUUUGUCCAAAUCGCUCAAGGCGGUGAAAAAUUUCACGCAGGACGACAUCAACAAAGGCCACAUUAGCUAUUUGAACGAGCACAUCGGCGUGAACGCCGACGAGAUCGGCAUGAAAGUAACGUGCAAGGAUGCCGCUAAUAUAGCCCAGCUCGGCGUUUGGAUGUUGCCCUCCAACUAUUGGGAACCUUUGGAGGUUAAAACGUUGAAAAAACUCUCCGUCGAGGAAGCUACUAGUGUCCUGAUAUCCAAAAAGACUUUAGAGGUUACCCAAUAUAACGUACCUCCUUCUGCCAUAAAUUACCACAUAGUAAAAAUGCCGGAGUACGGUUACAUAACGAUCCUCUCGGACGUGAAGACCGAAGAGCCCGUAAACAUCGAAAGUUUCUCGCAGGAUUUAGUGAACGAGAAUAAAAUCCUCUACAUCCAAUCUGCGAUGAACCGCAACAGGGACAGCAUCGUUUUUAACGUUACCAACGGCGUAGUUUGGAAGAACAACUUCCAGUUAGAUAUAGAAAUAAUACCAGAAAGACUGUAUUUAGGAACUAGCGAUUUGAUUGUUAACGAAGGCGGAGUGGGCAUUUUGACCGCUUCGCACAUUUUCGUAUCGACUGAUUAUUACAAGUCCAAAGUUACUUCUUAUUCCAUAAAGGAAAACGUCAAACACGGUUGCAUACAGCUUCACAAGAGGUGCUUGAAAACGAAGGGAUUCACGCAGAAAGAAUUGCUAGCUGGCGCUGUUCAGUACCUCCACGAUGGCACGGAAACUACUACCGACCAGCUAAUUCUUACCGGAGAUGCCGAUCAGAAAAAAAUCAGCCAGCCAGUAGUUCUGAACAUCAUCAUAUUUCCAGUCAACGAUCAAAAGCCCAAAGUUGUCAACAACACGGGGUUAACCAUGUGGGAAGGCGGCGUAGAAGUUAUUACGAACGAUAUGCUCGCUACCGUUGACGAUGAUUUGCCCAAGGAAACUCUUAAAUACCAGGUACAAACUUGCUGGUUCGGAGCUGUAUCGCUCAAAUCUGACGUAACUGCUCAUUUGUCGUAUUUUACGCAAGAGAUGAUCAACAAUCGAUCGAUAGUAUUUAUCCAUUACAAUGGCACUUCGGCCCGUUUCAAAUUCAACGUAACCGACGGGCUCCACACCACGAAAGACUACUUAUUCCACGUAAAAACCAAGCCAGUAGAAAUGAAACUAAUAAACCGUCCCCUUCAUAUUUUUCCGCUGCAAAAGAAAUAUUUAACCUCGAAUCAUUUGCUGACCGUCGUCUCGGACCCGUACAGGAAAAUAGAGUACCACAUCGCGAAACCGCCUAGCUUAGGGAGGCUCAUGAUGGAGUCCGAGGUCAAUGGCAUUUUCAAAGUGGUCUCAUGUUUUUCGCAAGAGGAUUUAAACAACAGCAGAGUGUUCUACGAGCACACGCAUCAGUUUUCUGAUUUGUACGCGAACGAUUCGUUCGUUUUCAACGUCACCACGCACUUGGCUCCCAAACUGCUCAGAAAGGUGUUCAGAAUCGAUAUAUCGGUGUCAUCCGGAGGUUUGGACGCCUACGUGAACAUCCCGAAGCUGUCCGUAGACGAAGGCGGCGUGACGGCGAUUCCCCUCAACCUUUCGGGCGUGGUGAUGUUUCUGGAAAACCACGCUGGCCUCCGCGCGCCCAUCAUUCACGCCUCCGCCCAUCAACCCCAACACGGCCUUAUAUACUCGCAGCAGAACAGGAACGUGUCCGCGUUCACGCAGCUCCAGCUGGAGACCGGGCAAGUUUACUACGAACACGACCACUCCGACACCCUGGGAGACAACGUCUAUUUCUCGUUGUACUUGAUACCCGGGCCGGUGACGCUGUGCAACAUCACGGUACCUAUUGUCGUUAAUCCGGUGAACGAUCAACCGUUUACUCUGGUAACGCCGGCUCCCUGUUUGGCUGUCGUACAAGGAGAGAACAGGACUAUAACCAGGCACGAUUUGGCCACCGAAGACGCGGAUACGUCCCCGUCGAAGCUCAAGUACGACCUCAUCUCCGGACCGUCGCACGGGAAAUUGGUGCUGGAGAACAUCUCGGUGACAUCCUUCACUCAAGCAGACAUCGACAACAACAAGCUGGUUUAUAUUCACGACGGAAGCAACUCGAAGGAUUCCUUCCAUUUCAGGAUUUGGGACGGCAAGUUCCGGCCGGAAUUUAAUCUAUUUAACAUCAUCGUAGUUCCGAUAAACAUCACGGUGAAGGCCGGAAUGCCCGUUUACCUGUCUCAAGGAUCCUACGACGUUUUGCUUUCGGAACAACAAUUUUUUAUCGAUACAAACGCUGAUAAAACCAAGGUGGAAUUCACCUUAAAGAAACCGCCUAAACACGGGCUAUUGUACAAAGACAACCAGGCCAAUUUGACUUACUUUUCGUACUGGGAUUUGGUAAACAACAAAAUCAUGUAUCUGCAAACAGACUUGUCUGUAACCAACGACAGUUUUUCGGUAAACGGGGAGAUACCAUCAGGCAACAAUUCUUUCGGCGAGACCGUCGAGGUUUCGAUCACCGUGAAACCGUUCAUGCACAUCCACAAUCUCACAGUGAAACCCGGCGAAUCGGCGCGCCUGACGCUCAACUCCCUGGACGCCUCUCCUUUAGCCAAGCUGACCAACGGGAAUCCCCGGUACACCGUCGUCGAGGCGCCGAAGUACGGCGAAAUACGCAAGAUCAUACGCAGCUCCGGCGAGCGCAGGAACAUCCUGGACAACCCGGUGACGGGCUUCAGUCACGAGGACAUCCAGAGCGGGCUGAUUUACUUCGUGACGAACGAAGUGGAACCGCCGAGGCUCGGCUAUCAGGACAAAUUGGCGUUCGUUCUCAGCGCUAAUAUCGUACAACCGGCCGUCGGCGAGCUGAAGAUUCACGUGAAAUCCGCUUCGGACAACGACGUUUCUUCCACUAUUCCGGGACCCGUCGAUCCGGCUAGCCACGAAGGGGGCCUGUAUUUGGCCAGUCCCAAUUUGACCAAAGACUACGUAUUAAUAUUGAGCAUGGCUUUGGGAGUAGUAGUCCUGGGCAUAGCCGUGAUAGUAGCGAUAAAAUGCCGGUCCGUAGACAACCGCAUGGACAAAGAAGAGCACUGCGUGCAGCCGAUACCUCUACCCCGUCCGCCCGACAGACUAAUGACGUCCUCGCCGUCGCUGAGGGACUCGCUGCCCGACGAUUACCCGACCGAAUUCACGUCCGAUUUCACGACAUUCGGCCCGGACUUCUCGACGGACUUCCAGCCGGCGUUCGCGGCCGAUCUGUCGCCGGAGUUCGCCUCGGAGUUCUCGUCGGAGUUCGCGCCGUCGUUGAGCACGUUGCCGCGCUGCAAGGUCACGCCGCUCGGCCGGAUGGAGCUGGAAUCGCCGCACAUGUUCUACCCCUACGGCGUGGAUGACGGCAUGGACGAGUGGAGCGAGGCGCCGGACGUGCCGGAGCCGAUGCCCUGUCCCUCCAACAGCAGCAUAUUGCUGCGCAAGAAUCAGUACUGGGUUUAAGGUAAUCGUUUGCCUGUUCCAGGUCGUUUUAGUCGAGCUUACUUAGCAACGAGAGGAUGACUAGUAGAUGGAUUUAAUUUCCUAUUUGGAACUCUAACGAAUUUGUUCUAGCGUUACAUUGUACUCCUCUCUAAAAAUGUUUGUGAAAUAAGCUUCAUUAAAGCGUUUGAUGGAACAUUAAGUAUUGUGCCAAAUUUGUUUUCUAGAAAUCUAUCGAUUCGAAUGCGGUUGAAUUUAAUGAGGUAAUUUUCCUGCACGUUUACUGUGGAAAAAAUGUAAAAUGAUGAGUUGCAUUUUUUUGAGUGAUGCUCACUUUUGGUAAAAUAUUUUCUCCGUGUCGACCCGUUCUGUUUGAAUAUUAGAAAAUAUUUAUUUAUUGUUGAAAACGUUUAAAAUAUAUUUAAAAAUUUCGAGUAGAUGUUUGAACGAUUCCGAAUAUUUAAGCAGUAAGUGGUGUGAUUUAUUUUUUCACAAAACUUAUUUAUACGAGAUCCUCCCGACCUGUUUGACCAGUAAAAUAUUCGUAUAUUUAUACUAUAUUUAGACAAUUAUUAUUAGUUAUUGUACUCAUUUUUUUAACAACUCUAUUUAAUGCCGUAUACUUUAUUUUAGUUAGUAAAUAGGAUACUAAUUCCGUGCAAAAUUAUAUUACUGCGUUUUGUAUUGUGGCCUUAACAAGACAUUCAGAUACGAAAGGGUGUUUGUUAAUUGCUGAGAUGAUCGAAUAAAAAAAUCUUUAAUUAUAAUUGUUGAUUAAAAAGGGUCCAACUUGUACAAAGUAUAAAUUUUAAACAUAAUUUAUUGUUAACGACAAUUGAAAAUCCUAAAUUUUAAAUAUGGGCUGUACGUUGUCCAACGAAUUCCUUCAGUCAAUGUUUUAAAAAAAAUUGCAAUUGGAAUUUUGUCAAAUGUGUUCUAAUAUCUAUUAAAAGAAAUAAGGUCACAAUUAUUUCUCAAAUCAAAUAAACGUUUCUUAACUCUAUAUAUGCAACGAACUGUUAUGUGCCUAAUAGUUUUAGGUAUUAGCGAUAGAUAUUGUAAUUUAUAAAGAUUCAUUUGCGUAAUCUCUAAAUUGUUGGUUUAGAAAACCGUCUUCAAUAAUACUUAAAUUAGGUAUAAAUUGUAAUAUUUUAAAUAUGCAUUUAUUAAAACUACCAAUUGACGAUUCUGUUAUAACUAAAAAUUUACCCUAUCUGAAAUUUAUCUAUUUAAAAACCGAAGUAAUAUAAUUUUGUUUAAUAUUUUAUAUUAAUUCUAUAACUUAAACAGACUUAUUGUUUAUAGGCACAAGGUGUUACAUGUUUGUAAAAUAAACGUAAUUAAAAUCGUACUAAAGUGUUCAUUAUCCAUUAACAUCUUAUAUUACUAAAAAAUUAAGGUACAAUUCAAUUAUUAUGAAACUGCAAAGCUAUCUAUGAAAUGAAACUUAUAUAAAAAGAAAAAACAAAAAAACUAAUAUAUCACAGGUACUUAUAAUAUAAAAAGAAACCAAGUCUUACAAAAAAUACAAUAUUUAUGGAAAUUAAUUCUUAUGAAAAUUUAAUAAUCUGUAAUGGCAAUCUUCAGAAUACCCAGAAUCUUCUCUGUUAAAUGGGGGCCUGGCUUUUAUUCCAAUAGUCGUAAGUCUUUUAUUGGGAUCUUUGCACAGCAUGUUUUGUAAUAUCUCGU
This is a messenger RNA of Phyllotreta striolata, 8883 nucleotides long. NCBI's taxonomy places the organism in Eukaryota, Metazoa, Arthropoda, Insecta, Coleoptera, Chrysomelidae. The record is from the annotation of a GenBank genome assembly.